This is a messenger RNA of Salmo salar (Atlantic salmon), 1859 nucleotides long. RefSeq names its product synaptosomal-associated protein 25. The record is from RefSeq and is a predicted model, not a curated record. Gene Ontology annotation, biological process: synaptic vesicle priming; exocytosis; synaptic vesicle fusion to presynaptic active zone membrane. Gene Ontology annotation, molecular function: syntaxin-1 binding; SNAP receptor activity; voltage-gated potassium channel activity. Gene Ontology annotation, cellular component: plasma membrane; SNARE complex. Lineage: Eukaryota; Metazoa; Chordata; Actinopteri; Salmoniformes; Salmonidae.
UCAUCGGACUUACCUCCGGGCAGAGCCGACUUGGAAGGAAGGAACAAAAACCUCCGAGAUGAUGCUGAGGGACCUUGUAGAUCAAUGAAUAAACAGGUGACGGAUGUUCCAGUGGAUUGUUGGGCAAAUUCGAGGCCAACACGACCUCUCAUUUAAGUUAAAGGUGUGACUCCCCAGAAAACCAGCUUUUCCUGUGGGUCUCCUUAUACUACAACUUCUAGCCGUCAUCAUAUAUACAGACUGUUGUCAAAGCCACCUGAUGCACUAGCCUUGCGUCUUGGGAAAGAGGCUACUGAGCAAACCAGACUGUGCUGUCCUCCCGCGGCUGCUGUAGAUGUCAGGAAGGAUGGCUGCCGACACACCCGUGAGGACAGAGCAUGAGGAGCUGCAGAGGAGGGCCAACCAGGUGACAGAUGAGUCCCUGGAGAGUACCCGUCGUAUGAUGCAGCUAGUAGAGGAGAGCAAAGAUUCAGGAAUCCGGGCCCUGGUCAUGCUGGACGAACAAGGAGAGCAACUGGAACGGAUUGAGGAGGGCCUGGACCAGAUCAACUCGGAUAUGAAGGAGGCUGAGAAGAACCUCACAGACCUGGGCCAAUGCUGCGGUCUGUGUUCCUGUGAUAAGCUGAAGGACUUUGAGGAGAGUGGGGCCUAUAAGAAGGUGUGGGGGAACAACCAGGAUGGGGUGGUGUCUGGCCAGCCGUCCUCACGCGUCAUGGAUGAGAGAGAGCAGAUGAUCAUGAGCGGAGGCUACAUAUGCAAGGUGACAAAUGAUGCACGCGAAGAUGAGAUGGAGGAGAAUCUGGGACAUGUAGGCAGCAUCAUAGGCAACCUGAAGAGCAUGGCACUGGACAUGGGCAAUGAGAUCGACACGCAGAAUGUCCAGAUUGACCGCAUUCAGGGCAAGGCCAUUCACAAUGUAUACCGCAUUGAUGCUGCCAAUCAGAAAGCUAACAAUCUAAUGAAAAGAUAAAGAGGAAGAUUGUCCUUCUCUGCUGUGUGAUCUUAUCUACUCCCUGUCUGUCUUUCUGUGCCAAUAUGCAUCCAGUGACCAUCCACCCACAUAGAAAACCUGCCAAAUGAUUGUGUAUGCCGUAUCAUAAAGCCGGAGCAGCAGGGUACACAUCAUUAUUCAUACCUGGCUCUAGAUUUAUCCUAGCCUGUUUUCCAGUCUGUGCCACAUGACGAAGAAGAGUACAAGGAGUGGAAUGCUACCGAGACUUGUACCCAGAUAGCCUGGAGACCACACUGCUGCCAUCUGUUGGCUAGAUUGUUUUCUAAAAACUAGAUGCACAUCCUCUCUGCUCUUUCACCAUCCUCCCUUAUCCUUCCUCCGUCGAUGCAGAAUGGAGCACCAGUGGAAUUGGGUUGCUAUGCCUAUUGUCAACAGGAAGACUAAAGUAAAUAGGAAGGAAUCAAUAUUCUGUGUCUGCUUUGCUUUUAACACUUGAAUGAAGUUUGCCUGUCAAUGAUGACUAUAGUUUUUAAAAGGCACUUUAUAGCUCAGUUUUCAUUUUUAUUUAACUCAACAGUUGCAUGAUGGUCAACACAUUCUCCCAUGUAGGCUGUGUUGAGAUUGUGAACUGGACUUAACAUCUACAUGUGUCUAGCAAUUGAUAUGUUUUAGUUUUGGUUAGACUAUAUUAGCGCUUCAAAAUAGCUGAUGUCGAACUUGGUUUCCAUCACACAAUUUCCUAAUUGUCAUAACAUCAAGUAGACUCACAUCCCCUUCCCCCUAUUACAUUCCUCUGACGUUGUGGUGUUCAACUAUAUAAUUCAUACAAUUUUGUAUACAAGAUAAAUAUGGACUUAUAUUGUAAUUCUGUAUAUAAAAUAUUAAAAUGCAUAAUUAUUUAUGUUAA